This is a messenger RNA of Gordionus sp. m RMFG-2023, 1808 nucleotides long. RefSeq names its product enolase-like. Bases 74 to 1375 code for a protein of 433 amino acids. The record is from RefSeq and is a predicted model, not a curated record. Gene Ontology annotation, molecular function: phosphopyruvate hydratase activity; magnesium ion binding. Gene Ontology annotation, cellular component: phosphopyruvate hydratase complex. Lineage: Eukaryota; Metazoa; Nematomorpha; Gordioida; Chordodea; Parachordodidae. The transcript has 11 exons. Gene Ontology annotation, biological process: glycolytic process.
UUGAUUUUAGCAAAAACUGGUAUUUUCGUAAAUAACCUUUAAAAAUCCUUUGAAGACAAGUUUCCCUUAUAUUAUGACUAUAGAAAAUAUCAAAGCUUUGGAAAUUUACGAUAGUCGGGGAAAUCCAACUCUUGAAGUAGAUUUAAAAACAGAUCAAGGAUGUUUUGUCUCUAUGGUUCCAAGUGGAGCUAGUACCGGAAUUCACGAAGCUCUGGAAUUAAGGGACAAUGAUCCUAAAGUUCAUAGUGGAAAAGGAGUCUUGAAAGCAAUCAAAAAUGUGAAUGAAAUCAUUUCUCCAGAAUUGAUUUCAAAAAAAGUUGAUGUUUCAAAUCAAACUGAAGUUGAUAAAUUGAUGAUUAGCCUAGAUGGAACAAUAAAUAAAUCUAAGCUUGGUGCAAAUGCAAUUCUUGGGGUAUCCAUGGCCUGCUGCAAAGCUGGUGCUGCUAAAAAAGCGGUACCUUUAUAUCAACAUAUUGCUAAUUUAUCUGGAAAUAAAAACCUUAUACUUCCAGUCCCAUCAUUUAAUGUAAUUAAUGGAGGUUCACAUGCAGGAAAUCAAUUAGCAAUGCAAGAAUUUAUGAUUAUGCCUGUUGGAGCUUCAAACUUUAGAGAGGCUAUGAGAAUGGGAACUGAAACAUAUCACACAUUAAAAAAAUUGUUAAAAGAUAAAUAUGGGCUUGCUGCCACUGCUGUUGGGGAUGAAGGGGGUUUUGCUCCAGAAGUCAAUGAUGCAAAAGAAGUUCUUGAAAUUUUGACCCAAGCUAUAAAUCAAGCUGGUUAUAAAGGCAAGAUAAAAAUAGCACUUGAUGUUGCUGCUUCAGAAUUUUUUAAAGAUGGAAAAUAUGACCUACAGUUUAAAAAUCCUAAAUCAGAUAGAUCAAAAUGGCUUAGUGGUGAACAACUUUCAGACUUUUAUGUUGAAAUGGUAAAUACUUAUCCAAUUAUUUCAAUUGAGGAUCCUUUUGAUCAAGAUGAUUGGCCUAGUUGGCAACAUUUUUUUCAAAAAAUUGGUGACAAAAUAUCUAUUGUUGGUGAUGACCUUACAGUCACUAAUCCAACAAGGAUUCAAAAUGCUAUUGAUAAUAAAGCAUGUAACUGCUUACUUUUAAAAGUAAAUCAAAUUGGAUCAUUAACUGAAUCUAUUCAAGCUUCUCAAUUGGCGACAAAGCAUAAUUGGACUGUUAUGGUCUCACACAGAAGUGGUGAAACUGAGGAUUCUUUUAUUGCAGAUUUAGUUGUAGGAUUAGGAACAGGAAAAAUUAAAAGUGGUGCUCCCUGUCGUUCAGAGAGAUUAUGUAAAUAUAAUCGCUUACUUCAUAUUGAAUAUGAAUUGGGACCUGCUGCAAAAUAUGCUGGAUCUCUUAGCCAAAAAUAAUUUAGAAUUUCUUAAAGCAUUUUAGAAAAUAUCAAAAAAAGUUACCUGGGAACAUAAAAGUUCUUACCUUGUGAUGACUUAUUCUAUAAAAUUAACACACAACAAUCCCUAACAAGCUUCAAAUCUACAAACAAUUGCUCAUUUUUUAUAUAAUUUUUUUUAUUGAAUUUAUGUUGAAAUUUAUAAAUUAUAAUGUAUGUUUUAUUUUAAAGGUUACUUGGAAACAUUAAAGAUCUUACCUUGUGAUGACUUAUUCUAUAAAAUUGACACACAACAAUCCCUAGCAAGCUUCAAAUUUACAAACAAUUACUCAUUUUUUAUAUAAUUUUUUUUAUUGAAUUUGUUGAAAUUUAUAAAUUAUAUCUUUUGAUAUUAUUUUUUUAAAUAGAGUUUUAAAAAUAAAUUUCUCUUAAUGAGCUCCCAUAAUGUUCUU